Molecule: messenger RNA, 819 nt
Organism: Rotaria sp. Silwood1
Lineage: Eukaryota; Metazoa; Rotifera; Eurotatoria; Philodinida; Philodinidae
Source: the annotation of a GenBank genome assembly
AUGGCCAAGCAGUUUAAUAUAGCAAUUUGUGGUUCUGCUCGUGUUGGUAAAAGUACUCUUGUUAAUGCCUUAUGUGGAAAAGAAGUAGCUCAAACAAGUAGUAGUUUAUGUUCUGUAACUGAUGAAAUGAAAAAGUAUGUGUUAAAUCGAAGUUGUCAUUCAGUAAAUGAGGCUACAAAUGCGACUGAAUAUUCUAUUACGAUUUGGGACACACCGGGUAUUGAAUCUUGGACUAAAGAUAAUGUUCAAAAGCAUAUUACGAAAAUUAUGCUUGAGAGUACACCACUCUGUAUGAUCUAUUGUGCAUCACCAGGUUCAUUUGCUCGACUCGAUCUAUUACAAUGGCUUGUCGAUGCAUGUAUUAAAUCAAAUAUUUUUUGUGCUCUUGUUUGUACAAACAAAUACAGUGGAGGAAGACAACAACGUGUUCAUGUAUUGAAUGAUUUUCAUUCGCUUCUUUCUCGUUAUCAUACUAUGACACGUGACGAAGCUAAUGUAAACUAUUAUGGAAAUGUUGCUCUGUGUACAUCAGUGAAUAGUAUUGUUUACGAAGAUAUAGAUCUUGGAGUUCAACGAGGUGUCGAAGGUAUUAAUGAACUUAUUUUUGCUAUUACAACAUCGUUAAAAGAUGAGAAACUCGCUGCUUGGUGUUACACUAUUGCUGACAAUGAAUCAUUCUGGUCGACGAUGUGCGAAGCAAUGAUAGAAAUGUACAAUAUAUGUCGUCCUCCUGUGGAAGAAUUUCUUCGGAAAGAAGGCAAAGAUAUUGCAAAAUUUUUAAUUCCAUUGAUUAUAAACGCAAUUAUUAAAAAAAAAUAA